This is a messenger RNA of Adelges cooleyi (spruce gall adelgid), 3279 nucleotides long. It is a transcript of the gene Axn, whose product is annotated as axin. Gene Ontology annotation, biological process: negative regulation of canonical Wnt signaling pathway. The record is from RefSeq and is a predicted model, not a curated record. The transcript is spliced from 17 exons. Bases 561 to 3146 code for a protein of 861 amino acids. Lineage: Eukaryota; Metazoa; Arthropoda; Insecta; Hemiptera; Adelgidae.
UAGACUGUGCGGUAAAAUAUUACAUUUUAUAUGUCGGAUUGGAUACAGCGCGCGCACACAGACACGCAGUGCACACAACACACGCAGUAGGUACCCGGUGGUAAUCGGCGGCAUAGGAAUUCGGUCGGGCGCGCGUUGAGUGCUUUUGUUUUGUUUGGUUUUUUUUUUGAUUUUUGAUUUUUUUUUUUUGGUAAAUUUUGAAUUUUUUCAUAUUUUAUUGUGUGCGCGUGAUUAUUGUUAUUAUUUAGUCGCUUAGAUACGGGCGACGAUUUCAACAACCGCAAGAAAACCGAAUUUCUCAAUAAAAAACGUGUGUAAAAUCAUAAUUUAUUAUUUUUGGUGUCUUUUUGUGUGAAAAACAUGUUUCGCGACGCCCGUUGUGCCGUCGAGUGUCGCUAUCGGAUUUCCGUCGGUUUUCCACGUACGGCGGCGCGGACAACGUUUACCACGGCGCACGGACAACAUCAAAGGAGGACGACCGUUUGAGUGGAGUGCUGUUUCGAAAUGCCUGUAACAGACGUAGCAAGGAGCACGACAACGAUAGCUCCACGUCUGCGGUUAUGAUGAACAAUAACAUACUUAUUGACUCCGCCAGACCUAAAGUGUUAGUCGGAGAAGAGUCUGAGCGACCGUCCGAAGACAAGUCCUGUGCGGGUCAAAAGUAUAAAUACAGUUUAGAUAAUAAAUGUGUGAGAUGUCGCAAAGUACGAUCGGAUUUUCCAACGUCCAGUUCAAAAUGUUGUUCCUGCAACAUCCAAGAAUAUGGUGGUCGCGGUGCACGUCACGAUUACGAACCAGCUGACGGCGAUAGCGGCGACCGAGGCUCGUUGUCUCCGAACGAUGGCCACAGCUCCGGACCCAUGUUGUGGGCCCGGAACUUGGACAGUUUGUUGGCCGACCCCGAAGGCGUGAAUCUGUUCCGGCAACACUUGAAGCUGGAAGAGGAAGCCGGACACGGUCAACAAUGCAGUAAGGUGCUGGAAUUUUGGUUGGCGUGCCAAGGGCUCUACGGUCACACCGAUCAGAAGGCCGAUAAGCUGCGGUCCAUAAUUUACAAAAAAUUGUUCCUAAAAGCAGAUUUAGGUGUCAACGAAGAGUGUAGGAUGCGCGUCGUGCAACGGGUAAAAAAUUCAAUGACCAACAAAACGGCUCUUCCCAAGCAUCUCUUUGACGAAGCUCUCGUACAAGUCGAGGCUUUUUUAAACGAUACGUUGUACCCGGCGUUCCUACAAUCAGAAACGUACAUCUCCUACAUUCGGUCGUUGGAUUGCGGAAUAAAUUUUUACGACGGCAAAGUGGUCAACCACAUACCGGACACCGAAGAGAAAGUAAUACCUUCGAGGUACCAAGCUCCGCCGCCCGAACACAAGCAACAACCCCUGAUGACCCUCAAGGAAGACGCCGAGCUGUCCAACCACGACCUCAAACAGUCGAAAGACUUCCCCAUGAAACUCACCCAGUCGCUUUUGCACAUGUCCCAGAAACAACGAUCGCAUCUCGCCAAAGGAGAAUUCCUGCAAAGAGCAAAGACGUCCAAAAUGGGCAUCUAUAACCCAAAUCCCAGCACCCCUUACCAUCAGUCCUGGUGGGGCACUAAGCCCCGAGCCACGCACGUGUCUUACAAUCCGACCUCGGCACAGGACAGCGAUUUGGCAAGUCUGAGCGAAGCGUCCGUGUCGACCGACUGUUUGAGAAGACAAUUGGCCGAACUGAGAGAUCCAAAAGUACUAGCCAAGAAGAGCGCUCAGUUGGAAAUGAAAGAAGUGCAAAAGUACGCACGGAGGAACGUCGAGAGUUCCAUGUCGGCGGCCAUCAUACCUCGUACGAUGAGAGAACCUCAGUGUAUCGCGCCGGCAAUGGAACCGAAAAAGUUUGCUUCGAUUCUGAGCGAGAAACUGGAGAAAAUCAAACAGGAACGCGAUAUCGAAGAAAAGUGGGAUAAUAAAUUGAUUAAGAAUCUUUCAGAGCUCAAGUUUGACAGCGAGUCGGGCAAAAUCGACGAUCCUAAAAUGCUUGACGAAAUGUUCAGGGCUUCUUUGAAACUACCCGAAGGCAGCGACGAUGAAAUAUUAGAUCAACACGUACAAAAGUAUUUCAAAUCGCCGCCAAAAUCGCCCGAACAGUCGUUACAAAGACGACAAGUGUUGGGCAAGGUCAACCGUCCCGUCCAACAAUUCGCCAGCAGCUACUUGGCGGCGGCCAACCCUAACAUAUCGUCGAAACGUAGAGACAAAGACAAUCGGAUAUCCGGUUACGAUAGCGGCAACUACACCGACUUCACGACGGACAGCUCUGAACCGGGACGUCACGUUCCCAAGAGCCGAUCCAUUCCGGACUACCAAAACGCCAACUGCAACGCUGAACUCAGAGCGUCGAGUCUCGGCCGGCACACUUGGGGUAGCCGUCGCACGAUGACCGACAGCGGGAUCAGCGUAGUGUCCGGUCAAUCGCAAUUGCCGCCGACCAACGUGAACAAAACGCGAGAAGACAGGUCUACCAACCGCUGCAUGAUAUGGCUGCAGGAGAGUCCGAUGUGUGCUGGCGACGCACUGGCCGAUCCCGGUCCGGCGUUCAGCUGGUGCACGGCGUCUGCUAACACUGCCGCAGCCGUCGCCGCCUCCGCAAAAUCCGCAUCUCACGAUUGCGGAAACGUCGAAUGCGGUAGUAACGGUUCGUGGACGAAUCACAUGCCGCGACAGCCGUUUGUCGCCGACCCCAACAUGCCUCCCCCGCCUUUCCCCAAUACGGACAACCAGUUGAUCGAAGCCGGUCGUAGGCUCAACGACCAGAUGGCGAAGAAGAGUCAUAAACAGAGGACGUCUUCUUCUUCAUCCGGCCGCGGCUUGCCCACGGACGAGUCGGCGCCGCCGUCCACCUCGAGUGUCGUCGCCGCUCCCACGUCGACCACCGUCGUGUACAACUUCAACGACGAAGAGUUUCCGUUCCGCAAGAAAAUCGCCGGCCAUCCGAUAACGUUGAAACAGUUUAUCGAAUGUAUGCCGAAGAAAGGACAUUACAGGUACUUUUUUACGACCGAAUUUGACGAAUCUCCCGGCACCGGCAUCCAAGAAGAGAUUACCGACGACGAUCAGAUGCUGCCGCUGUGGAAGGGUAAAGUCAUGGCUAGCCUGAGACUUAUCGACUGAUCAUUAUUAUUAUUAUUAUAAUUAUUAUUUAUUAUACUUUAUUAUUAUUAUUUUUUUUUAAAUUAAGAUUAACUAAGAACUGUAGCUUAAGAACGACGUAAAGACUUGUAUAGGAUAAUUAAAAACAUUAAAA